AUGGAAGACGACGUAAUACCUGAAAAUCUCAUCCUCGAAGUUUUAUCAAGACUUCCUGUGAAAACAAUCAUCCGCUGCAAGUUCGUCUGCAAAAAGUGGCGUGAUCUUGUUUCCGAUUCCUACUUUGUUCAUCUUCAUCUCUCAAGAUCACCUCCGUGCCUAAUGUUUCACCAAUACGAUUUUCCAAGCUCGAUAUUAGAGUUGGCAGAAGUGGAAUACGAAGUUGAUUACCACCGUUUAACCCUCCAUCAUGUCAAGACCCUUAAUCUUCAUCUUAGUGCAGAUCCCGGCCCUCGUGAAUGGAUAAGUCUAGUGGGCUCGGUCAAUGGUUUGAUCUGCUUGCGUUCUGUUCGUGAUUCGACUUACGUAUUCAAUCCUGUGGUCGAAGAAUAUAUGAUACUCCCUCUACUACAAGGUUGUGCGGGGUCAUUAGGUUGUUGGGCGAGCACAUUAGGUGGUUGUGGGAGGAUAUCAGGUUGUUGUGCGAGGACAUUAAGUUAUGCUUUUGGAGUUUCAAAGGCAGGGGAAUACAAAGUGAUAAGGCUCUGUUGUGGUUGGGCAGAACCCCAAUUCACGGUUAAAAUCGAGGUUUGCACGCUUGGCACGGACGAAUGGAGAAGUUUGAGACCAACCCACAUUGUUAACUUUAAAAAGGAACUGGAGUUGGAGUCUGGUGUAUUUGUGAAUAGUCAUGUGUAUUGGAUUAUUGGUGGACAAAUUUACAAUUUCGAUUUGGACACCGAGACAUUUGAGUUAACUUCGUCCCCUCCGGGUGCACUGGGAGAUGAUCAAGAAUCAAUGCAAAUGCUGGGAGUCCUGAAAGGCAGCUUAAGUCUGUUUUCUUGGACUUCAUCAGGGUUUAACGUUUGGGUGAUGAAGGAAUCUUGGUAUAAAGCUAUAACAGUGAUCCAGGAAAAUGUAAACCCGGUUCUUCAAUCGCUAGAGUGGAAACCCGUGCUUCUCAUUGAUGGUUCAGAAGGUACUAGUGUUUUGAUCUUCUUGCAAAAGGGAACAACUCUGUUGGCGUAUUGUCUCAACACGAAUAAGAUUCUGGAUCUGGAUUUGCAAGGGAACUUCUGGACGGUAAUGAGUUCUUAUCAUCCUAGUCUUGUUAGGCUCCAAAACUUUGAAGUUCGAGCAAAGGUAGGAGGGCAACAAGUAUCAUUUCAUAUUUAA
Molecule: messenger RNA, 1176 nt
Organism: Helianthus annuus (common sunflower)
Lineage: Eukaryota; Viridiplantae; Streptophyta; Magnoliopsida; Asterales; Asteraceae
Product: F-box protein At3g07870
Exons: 1
Coding region: 1-1176 (391 amino acids)
Molecular function (GO): protein binding
Source: RefSeq, a predicted model, not a curated record